AUGUAUUAUUCAACUGUGUUUAUCACACAAACUAUCACUACGUGUAAAGAGCGCAAUGGUUUCAUAAGACUAGAGAGCUGCGCUAAGAUAAGGAAAAAUGCCAACAAAAAGAAAAAGAAAAAAAGAUCCAAGGAAAACUUAAAAGAUAAUCCAGCAAAUCUCCGUACACGCUCCUUCUGUACUUUUUUUUUAAAGGGGCGAUGUGAUCGUGGAAGUACUUGUCAAUUUUUACACACAGCAGAACCCAUUACUAAACAAAAGCCCUGCUGGUACUUUCUUGGAGGAAGUUGUACUAAAGGAGCUGAGUGUCUUUAUAGCCAUGAUCUUAGCCAAUUUCCUUGUAGAUACAUACAUACUAUUGGAUUCUGUAGAAAUCUACAGAACUGCAGAUUUAGUCAUAGACUACCAUUGUAUGAUAGCCAAAAAGAGGAAUUUGUGCGUAAUAAUAAGGACUACUUAUUAUUAUCACACAAAGAUGGAGGUCCUAAAGAUAUGGAUCCAUCCAAAAGAUGGUGGGAGCCAUAUUUACAAAAGAUAGUUAAAGAAGAUAAUAAGGAAAGUAGUGACAAGAUUAUGAUGAAUAAGUUAUACAAGGAGUGCAGAGAGGCAAUACCUGAUUCCAUUAGUACCUGCCUACUAAAAAAGCAAAAUGAAACCAUAAUAAAAACGCAUCUAAAGAGCUCUAGUAUAAUAUCCAGGGAUAAAACUUUUAUUCUAUCACAUAGUCCUGCAUCAUAUCACUCUACUAACUCAUUAUCAUAUACUUCGGAUUCAUUAGAAUACAAAGACUCCCUAUUUAAGUCAUUGGUAUGUCCAUAUGUAGCUACCAUCAGCAAUAAUAGAAAAAAUGAUAUACUCCCAUCUUAUUCUCCAAAACACAUCAUUUGGCAGUAG
Molecule: messenger RNA, 894 nt
Organism: Cryptosporidium muris RN66
Lineage: Eukaryota; Apicomplexa; Conoidasida; Eucoccidiorida; Cryptosporidiidae
Product: zinc finger, CCCH type domain-containing protein
Exons: 3
Coding region: 1-894 (297 amino acids)
Biological process (GO): negative regulation of DNA-templated transcription
Cellular component (GO): nucleus
Molecular function (GO): metal ion binding; RNA binding
Source: RefSeq, a predicted model, not a curated record